AUGAAAUAUGUUGGCGCUGGAUCUGUUGCUACGUCACUCGUCUGGGGCUCGUUGUCUUAUGCUGUUUUAGCACAAAACGGGAGUCUUGUCCCUUUCGUAUUUCAGCCACUCCCUCUUGGUUCUUCUUCACCGCAAGGAUGGAUCAAGGACCAAUUACAGCUGAUGAGUGACGGACUCGCUGGACAUGAAAUGGAUUUUUACGCACAGGUGUCGGAUAGCGUGUGGCUCGGGGGCGGUACAAGCUAUAGCGCCCUGAACGAAGGAUUUGGAUAUUGGUAUAACGGGUUGGUGCCUCUUGCAUAUGGGCUGGGCGACCAACGGCUUCAGGAACAGGUCCUAAAUGCAACAAACUACAUUCUGACCCAUCAAGGGGCAGAUGGGUGGCUUGGACCUGAACCAGAAGGCGAUUCUCGCAACAUCUGGGGUCGUAUGCCUGUCUGCCUGGCGUUGAUCCAACUCGCUGAAGCACUGAACGGGACAGAUGUGCAAACGCAGACUUCAGUGCUGGAUGGAUUGCAUCGCUAUGUUAAUUUAAUGCAUGAUAUGCUUGCAAAUAACUACACCGGAUACAUCACCGGGGGGGAUACUCAAUGGGGUCUUGCCCGCGCUCACGAUAUGAUGAUUAGUCUGCAGUGGCUUGUCGAACAUGAUCCACGGAAUGACACCGAAAUACUCUUCGAAAGCAUGCAGUACUUACUGGAAAAAGCCUUUGACUGGAGUCAAUGGUAUACCAACGAUGAUUAUAUUUUCGGAGAUCUAGAUUAUGCGGACCAAACAUACGUUCAGGGCAAUUACCCUUUUGAGCACGGAGUCAACGUCGGCCAAGGCCUUAAAGCUAGUGCGGUGAUCCGUCGAUUCACUGGAAACGACUCUCUCAUCGAUUCUAGUUAUACAGCCGUCAAUUGGACAUUUACCUACCAUGGCACCCCAUCUGGAUCUGUUAUUGGCGAUGAACGGGAAUCUGGCCUAAGCCCCACUCGCGGGACUGAGCUGUGCACGGUUGUUGAGACGAUGUACUCUCUUUCAUAUCUUUACCAAGCUGUUGGUGAUGGCUAUUACGCUGAUCGCUGCGAACGAGCUGCAUUCAAUGCGCUGCCUAUAAUGCUAUCUCCGGACUGGUGGGCUCAUCAAUAUAUUGACCAGACCAACCAGCCAGUAGUCGAUAAUCUUGAUGUCACACAUUUCUAUAACACCAACAGCAUGAGCCAAACUUAUUCUAUUGCACCAGACUUCCCAUGUUGUGCAGUGAAUCAUCCCCAAGGAUAUCCUAAGUUUGUUUCCAACCAAUGGGUCGGCGUGGGUAGUAACGGCGUUGCUCACGCCUUGCUCGGCCCAGGAUCAGUCAACAUCACAACCAGCUCGGGUACUGAGGUCAAUAUUGUUAGCGAUACUCUUUAUCCCUUUUCAUACAACCUGAAAUAUACCGUACAGAGUAGCGGAGAUUUCGAUUUCUAUACAAGAGUUCCCACAUGGGCGGAUCAGUCAACUGUGAUAACUGUCAACAAUGGAUCAGCAACUGCCGUGCAACCAGGCACUACCUCUGGCUUGCAGCACAUUCCUCUUACCGCCGGUGAUAACACAAUUACAUAUAGCAUUUCAACUGACAUCCGGAUCGAAGCUCGCCAAAACGAUACCAUUGCCAUCUACCACGGAAAUUUGCUCUAUACACUACCAGUUAGUGGCGACAUGGUCAAGACUCCAAUCAGCAUACCUGAUGCUCCGUUCCCACCCGCAGAAGCUUUGCAGUACACUUAUACUCCAACAUCGGCCUGGAACCUAGCAAUUGACCCAACGACGCUAUCUUUUAAUAUGACCUCAGUGGACUCCCUGCCCAACCCUAUUUGGGAUGCCUGGCAGCCUCCAGUGGAGAUCACUGCGACUGCGUGUCCCAUUAACUGGUCUACGGAACAAAACUGGACAGAUGAUCCGCCCUCUGUGGAUCAGCGUACAUGUGCCGGUGAUAGUUACCAAGUCCGCCUUGUGCCGUAUGCUAGCAGUCGCCUCCACAUGGCCGAACUUCCUACCGUGAAUUUGGCGUAA
Molecule: messenger RNA, 2040 nt
Organism: Talaromyces rugulosus
Lineage: Eukaryota; Fungi; Ascomycota; Eurotiomycetes; Eurotiales; Trichocomaceae
Exons: 2
Coding region: 1-2040 (679 amino acids)
Biological process (GO): carbohydrate metabolic process
Source: RefSeq, a predicted model, not a curated record